Cuculus canorus (common cuckoo) is the source of this 3355-nucleotide messenger RNA. It is a transcript of the gene IYD, whose product is annotated as iodotyrosine deiodinase. The record is from RefSeq and is a predicted model, not a curated record. The coding region runs from base 176 to 1051 and encodes 291 amino acids. The transcript is spliced from 6 exons. NCBI's taxonomy places the organism in Eukaryota, Metazoa, Chordata, Aves, Cuculiformes, Cuculidae. Gene Ontology annotation, molecular function: oxidoreductase activity.
GAUAAGAUAGCUGAAUGACAGUUCUAAAAUUCACUGCAGCAUAACUUUUUCAACCCACAAAUAUUUCUGAUUUUCAUUCUCUGAAUUCUUCUUUCUUCCCCAAGAAUACCUAGGAUGAAUGUAGAGUUCUGAGAAACUGCUCAACUUGGGUAGAAGGCUCCACGUUUCCAUAGUCAUGGCACUUUUUUCUUUCCUAACCCCUGUCUUUGUGGCCAUUAUAUGUGUUUUGAUUGGGGUAAUACUGAAGAAGACUGAUGGAGAAAAGAAAAAACAUGAGGCUAAAAACAAGCCUCUAUCUCGCCCGUGGGUGGAUGAAGAUUUAAAAGAUGGCACUGACCACCACUUUGAGGAAGAAGAGGCUGAUGAAGAGUGGCAAGGAAUUGAUGAAAAUGUUACCCACGUCCCCUUCUUCGCAGAGCGUUACUCUGAGGCCGAAAUGAUUAAAAGGUCACAGAUGUUUUAUGAGCUUCUUAAUAAAAGGCGAUCUGUCAGGUUUCUCAGUGAUGAGCCGGUCCCCAGGGAGGUUAUCGAUAAUGUCAUCAGAACAGCAGGUACUUCACCCAGUGGAGCACACACUGAGCCCUGGACCUUUGUGGUAGUGCAAGAUCCAUCUUUAAAACAUAAGAUUCGUGAGAUUGUGGAAGAAGAAGAAGAAAUCAACUACAAAAAAAGGAUGGGAGACAGAUGGGUUAAUGACCUGAAGAGACUGAGAACAAAUUGGAUUAAAGAGUACUUGGACACUGCUCCCUAUCUUAUCCUCAUUUUCAAGCAGGUAUAUGGGAGGCUUCCAAAUGGCAAAAAGAAGACCCACUACUACAACGAAAUCAGUGUUUCUAUUGCUUGUGGUAUCUUGCUUGCUGCACUGCAGAAUGCUGGUUUGUACACAGUGACCUCCACACCCCUCAACUGCGGCCCCCAACUCCGGGCGCUGCUCCAGCGCCCAGCAAAUGAGAAGCUACUCUUGCUGCUCCCAGUUGGCUAUCCCAAGAAAGAUGCUACUGUGCCUGCACUGACCCGAAAGCCGCUGGAAGACAUCAUGGUGGUCAUGUGAGCACAGCACCACAAGGAAGGAGUACAACCCUGCUGCGAGCUAGUAACCAGCAGCCCACUGAAAGUUAUUUCUGCUCUUACAUCACUGCUGCUUUUUAGACCUGUAUUUCUUUAAUGCUAGAAAUUGUGGUGGCUGCUUCUACUAGCAGAAGCAAGCAGUCAAGCACUGUGCAUUUGACAGGUGCUAUUAUCAAGGAGCCCAGGCACUUGUUCCAGGGGACAUGUGCAAUGGCAUUUAAAUGACCUUCAUCACUCGAUUUUUCUUACGCUUUGUAGGGACAAAUCUUUUCUUGAAUGGAAAUGUAUAUUCUCCUUAUAAUUUUGUUAUAAACAUUACACAGUUAUUUUCACUUCAGAUUUUUAAUGGAGGUUUAUUAAAAGACAUGAAGAGGCCAAACUCAGCUGUCUUGUCUUGAUCAAUGUGUGCUAUUUAAAUGCCCCUUCAUUGUGUUCAGUUCUGCAUAGGAGGAAGGUAUUUUUCUCAUAUACAGUAGCAUUUUCCCUACUUGAUUGAUCUUAAACUUGCCUAUACCAGGCUUUCUUAAACUAUUCCUGGUACAAGCAGGUUUGUCUGCAGAAGAUCUAGUAGGAACAAGGCAUCUAAGUAAUUUUCUUGUUACCAUUUAUUUAUACAUGUUCUAGGCACAGUUAGGUGACAUUUCAGCUGUCAGUUGUGCCUGCUAUAUUUGUUGCUUCCACUGGAAGCAGUCCAGAGUGAACUACCAUUCUUGUUAUCCUGUUUAUACCUACAACUGUAUCACCCUGAAAUUUGAACUGCUUUAGAGAUGCUAGUACAUGAAAGGUGCUUAGACAUCACACCAAAUCAGACAUAUUAAGGUUUAUUUUAAGGCCUCUUUCCCCCAAAGCAAUGGUCCCUACUAUAAGCCUGUCUACAAGCAAGAUGUGAAUGGGCACUAGUGGGAGUCACUCAUUAGAAAAAUUGGCGCUGUCAAUAUCUGUGCUGGCAGAGCCCCCUCGUGGGGUUGGUUGCUGUUCCUGCCGGCUUUGUGAGUAGUACAGGAUGAAAACACCGCGAGAGACACCCUUUCACUGAAUUUAUCCAUGUUAUGUUGAAUACUUUCCCACCCUGCUCUCUGCUUCAGGCAAAUUCAGCCAAACCGGCUUUAGCCUUCCUUCAGGUUGCUUGAGUUAACUUACUGCACCUUGUCUAAAGUCAGUCCUGUUUGACAUGACCUGUGGUCACCUGAGCGAGUGGAGGGGAUCUAUUCUGCAGAGGUACAGAUUUUUGUGGUGUUGGUCCCUCUGUCACCCACUGAGAAAAACUAUUUUUCUCUUUGGCAGACCAUUUUGCUGGUAUGUAGCAGGCAUGGCUAUGCAUUCACCUGUUUUACUAGCCCUGCUUUACAUCUUCAAUUGUAUAGUGAUGGCAGGAAGAAAUUCACAUGCAGACCUAGUUUAAAAUGAGCUUUUAUAAUUACAGCAAAAUGAAAAAAAAAAGAAGUCCUGUCUCUACAUGCUUGCAAGGUCUAAAAGCUAAUUGAAAGGAAAGGGACGAGUUGAAUCAAGAGAAGGCUGACCUGCUGCAUGUUCCAAGUUAUCAGGAAUACAUGUUAAGGUUGCUGUAGCAAGUCUUCCUUCUGUGCAGGCACUGCCCUGACACAUUGGGGCCCUUUGCAAAGUAGUUUGUACCUGUUGUAAAAGUAUAUAAGACCUCUUAUAUUUGCUUUAAUUCAGACUUUAUGUUGACAGGGGGCUGAACUUCUGUUGCUUUGUGAUAUCUCCUAUAGACACAGAUAUAAACUACUUCUGCUUGGCCUCGGUCUGCAAAAUAGAUAGCAUGUUUAUUCUGUGACAGUACUCAAAGAAGUUUUAACAAAUGAAUUCAGUCUAAACCAGCAUCAGCUUGCAUAUAAAAGGCUAUUUCUAGUUUCAUAAUUAAAAAGUGAAGAACUAAACCACUUCAGAAAUAUUUAAAAAAUUGUCACAAUAACACUGGCUUACACAAAUGCACCUCUUUAUAUCAACAAAGAAUAAUGCUUUCUUUUUUUCACACAUAUAUUGAUGCUGGAAACUAACAUGUAUAUAGUAGCAGAAAAAAAACAAGCCCUCACACCUACUGGAUGGGAAAGAUUCCACUCUGGAAAGCACUUCUGGAAUCAUAAAGUGUAUAAAAAAGAUACACUUUUUUUUCCACAGAAAUACCUAUUCAAAUUCAAAUACUCCACUAGUAUUACAGCUGCUAAAGAUGCUGCAGUUCCUCUUAUAAACAGUAUUGGUGCUCCUGUCGUGACUAGCCUACUUGGAAUUGCCAUUGUUUUCCAGUAAGUGUGUUGUCUUUACUUAA